GCGACCGGUAUGGAUCCAUUCCAAUUCACUGCUAUAUAUAUAAACCGCAGGGCAGAACAGACUCCGCCAUGGAGCGUUUCUCGUCAUCAUCUGUUCUCAAGAGAUCAUCUCUAUUUGACGCAAUCUUCAAGGCGUUCUGUGCAGAUCCAUUCAUACUAUGACCUCCCCUUCCACUGCUUUUGAUUCUAGUACUGCUAUAGAGAGAUCGUCCUCGUCAGGCAAACCAGUGUUUGACCGUUGCAGUUCUAUGGCUGAGCUAUACCCUUCGACGACAGCCAGUCCAGCGUCUACAUGUUAUUCUACUACGCCAAUGUUUGAAUCGCAAGGAGUCUGUCCGGCCCUCUUGGGAUCCCCAGAGCAGCUGUUCCAGGCCGACUUUGUUCUCUCCGACUACUCUUGCGAUAUGGCGCCUUUUACAGUGACUCGGGAUCCCACAGAGGGCUCCGACUUCUCCUUUGAAUGGAUGGGUUACAACACUAGUCCUCUAUCUGCUGCCUAUCAAGAGCCAGACCACCGUGAUUCUGCCAUUCACGGCCUACUAGACGCUAGGAUAUGCGAUCAGCAAUUAUCUCCUAGAAAUACUCGGCAGAGUGUCAUCUUGGCACCAAAGGAGAUUUGUUCUGACUCUGUUUCUCAACUGCUUAUCCCUACACGUAUGCCGCUUAAAGCUGGGGGAAAACGCUCGCUCUCCAGUGCAUCUACCGCCGAAUCGAGCGCCAGCGAGAGUCUGAGCUCUCUUGGCUCGGAAGAAGACCACACUGCAGCCAGACGACGGCGCAAUACAAUGGCUGCUCGCCGGUUCCGCAAGAGGAAAGAGGACCAUGUGAGCAACUUGGAGUCGCGGUUAGAAGAAGUAACAAAAGAUCGAGAUAGUCUGAGGCUUCAGGUCGCCAAAUGGGAAGGCGAAGUUAUGGCUUUACGGAAGUUGCUCGAACACAAAGCCAAUAUAUGAACCAAAAAAUUUGAGAUACUCUCCGGAAUAGAAUUGAUACCCAAAAUUGAAUCCAUUUACGCCAAAUCUUUUUUCUUCUGGCACAGGCGUGUUGGUACACCUGUAAGUAACUAUGACGGAGUAUUUAAUCCAGACUUUUCCCAGUGAGCUCCCCUUUUCAGUGAGAUGGAAAUCGAGGACUGUUCAUCGAGU
Messenger RNA from Penicilliopsis zonata CBS 506.65, 1144 nucleotides. RefSeq lists its product as hypothetical. Bases 158 to 952 code for a protein of 264 amino acids. Lineage: Eukaryota; Fungi; Ascomycota; Eurotiomycetes; Eurotiales; Aspergillaceae. Gene Ontology annotation, molecular function: DNA-binding transcription factor activity. The record is from RefSeq and is a predicted model, not a curated record. The transcript has a single exon. Gene Ontology annotation, biological process: regulation of DNA-templated transcription.